This is a messenger RNA of Girardinichthys multiradiatus, 5211 nucleotides long. It is a transcript of the gene plpp4, whose product is annotated as phospholipid phosphatase 4. The transcript is spliced from 7 exons. Lineage: Eukaryota; Metazoa; Chordata; Actinopteri; Cyprinodontiformes; Goodeidae. Gene Ontology annotation, biological process: phospholipid metabolic process. Gene Ontology annotation, molecular function: phosphatidate phosphatase activity. The coding region runs from base 336 to 1193 and encodes 285 amino acids. The record is from RefSeq and is a predicted model, not a curated record.
CUGAACUGUUCCCAUAUUUUCCGAUAUCUUCCGCCUCCCGCACUCCAACCCGCAGAAAGUAGUUCAAGGAGCUGUCUGCCAGUAACAGAGGUAUAAUAAAACUAACCGCAGAGGGACGGAUGCGGUCUGAGACGAGCAGAGGCAGGCGGAGCGGGUGACGGAAAGACUGCUUCAAGUGACCGAAUUGCAACGGAGACGGGCUGCAUGCGUGAUUGGGAAACAUCGCCUCUGGGAGCACUGGUUCCGCGGAUUAUAGAAGUGAAGACCGCACCACUGACCGGGACGGCCUUUGUUCAUUUCACUUAACGGAUUUUCUUUCUUUUUCUCUCAAAAACAUGAAUGUUUCGCCCACAGAACGGAGAAAAGAAAUGCGGCAGCUGGCUUUGGAGAUUGGCAUCCGAGUUCUGCUCUUCGGAGUUUUUGUGUUCACAGAGUUCCUAGAGCCCUUUGAGAGAGUUAUCCAACCGGAGGAGCUUUGGCUCUACAGGAAUCCUCUGGUUGAGUCAGACCACAUUCCUAAAAGAGUUAUGUUUGCAAUUUCAUUCCUUACCCCACUGGCAGUGAUAUUCGUGGUGAAGAUAAUUCAGAGGACCGACAAGACAGAGAUCAAGGAGGCUUGUUUAGCUGUGUCCCUGGCACUUGCUUUGAAUGGAGUCUUCACAAAUACUAUCAAGCUGAUUGUUGGCAGACCAAGGCCAGACUACUUCCAGCGUUGUUUCCCAGACGGCCAAAUGAAUGCAAAGAUGCUGUGCACCGGGGAGCCAGAGUUGGUCUUGGAAGGACGUAAGAGCUUCCCCAGCAGCCAUUCCUCAUUUGCUUUUUCUGGACUUGGUUUCACCUCCUUCUACUUGGCGGGAAAGCUGCAGUGUUUCACAGAUGGUGGUCGUGGUCGCAGCUGGCGCCUUUGUGCCAUGGUUCUACCUCUUUACAGCGCCAUGAUGAUUGCACUGUCUAGAACGUGCGACUACAAACACCACUGGCAAGAUGCCUUUGUCGGAGGAGUGAUUGGGUUGCUGUUUGCUUACAUCAGUUACCGCCAGCACUACCCGCCCUUCCUCCACAUGGACUGCCACCUGCCUUACGCCAGCUUGGCUGCUGCCAGCAAAUCGCCCCCACCUCCCCAGGAUGACCCGCAGCCCAUUGACAACGCCACCACUCUGCCUAUGGAGGGCUUGACCGAAGGGCCAGUAUGACUAGUGGCCCCCAAGACAACCUCCUCCACUUCCACCAAGUCGCCAAGCCCAUCUACCCAUCCCUAGAGAAUGACUGGCUCUUAUAUACAUUCCAGUGGAUUAAAAACCACUUAAACCAUUUACAAACAUUAAAAAUUUGGUGACAUAUACAUUAUUUUUUUUUAUCUGGUGUUUGCUCAGCAGCCAUUUAAGUUUAUAUUUAGAUGUAAGGGAGGAAGUCAAGAUGUGGAACAUCUCCGCUGAGAAAGAAUAGAGAAAAAUAUACUGAAAACCUGGGGAUAUGUCGUGUUUAUGGCUGAGAGGCAUGAAAAAAAUAUUUCCACUUUCUGCAGAAACUUUUGUUUAAUGACAGGUGUGGUUUUAAUGUUUUAUGCUGGACAAGAUUCAUUUUUUGGUGUUGAAGGUUUGAUACAAACAGUAAGAUAUUCUGAAUUCCAAUUGAAUGUCACAGCAAACCAUAAAAUUCAAUGGUUACAGCAAACAGAUUAGUAUAACUAGAGUCAGAAAUGAUGUGGCAGUAACAGGAACGCAGUGUUUUUGUCUUAAAUGCAAGGACUUUCAGCUGACCUGCUCUGCUUUUAAUCAUUUUUGGUUGCCAAUAGCAACAUAUUGACAAACAUAGAAAUGAUACAUCUUCGGGAGAGGCAGUGGUACAUGUCAAAAAAAGUUCAAUAUUCCAUUACGUCCCGUUUUUCAGGGCACACAUGACCUGCACAUCCCAGUUCUCCUCUAUCUCUCUCUGUCCAGAACGAAUCUUAUUUUUCAUACAAGCAGCAUUUAACACAUGUUCGCAGAGGUUGCACAGGGACAUGGACCCUCAAUGAGUGCAAUCGAUUAUGAGCAAGUGGGAGUGGGCAGGCGGAAGCGUGUCUCCAUAGGUAAAAACUCAAAUCUGAUCUUGCAUUAAUCCUCAUUAAGUGAGGUGAGCCUGGGCUGCUGAUGAGGAUAUUAGCUCGCUAACUCCCCGAGCUUUGCAAAUGGCUUUUAGCUUGCUGGAAAUCCCCGCCAUUCCCACCCUACAAAUAGACAAUCCAGCCUUAAGCACAAGCCGGAUGACAACCUGCAACUGUGAAUUUGAUGUAUUAUUCAUCCAUUAAACCUCCAUUAUUUGUUAACAUAUGGAAAGCUUGCUGAAAGAAGAUGACACCAAAGAUCUGAAGCUUUUCUUUCUGUAGGCUUUAUCAAUGGAGAUGGCAUCUAACAAGAUUACUCUCCCUCCCCAACUCUUCCAUAUUAUAUACAAACCAAUUUGUCGCCCAUUAUGGGCUGUUGGAAAUGAUGGAUCACUUUGUUGCCUUGGUUACUGGCUGCUUUUUGUCAUUGCCGUGACAUUGAUGGGAAGGUGCAAUCUUAUUUCACCUCUAACCCAGCUUUGGCAGGGUGGGACCAGAACACAUCACAGUGAACCAUGUGAUGUUUGUUUAUAGGGCAUAUAUCAUUAUGUUUUUUCUUUCCACAGUCGUUGCUCUAAUACUUUACGAUAGGUAUAUUUACUUCUGUUGUUGAAAAGUGAAGGCACCUCAGCCAUUACUGGCAUAAUAUUGUAGGAAUUUGGAUAAAAUGUUGACAUUGGCGAACUAAAACUGCAUCUGAAAACACUUUUAAUUGCACAUUACAGAUAUAUCUGUGUUGCUAUUUACACAACACAGAUUUAUUUCAGUAUAUUGGAAUAUCCUCAAAAAUUUACUUCUUUUUGGAAGUUGGUUUAAAAACUCAUAUAUAGGUUUGUUAUAAAUAGAGUAAUAUUUUUCAAAUGUUAAUUUCUGUUCAUUUCGACCAAGUUAUGAUGACUGUUUUGUAUAAAUGUUAUGCUGUGGCCAUAUAUUAUUUUCACAAUUAUAAAUAUGAUUCUCACAAUCAUAGGGAUGACUGCUAAUUUGUCAUUUGUCCAGCAGACAGUGACACCCUCCAAGGAAAUUAAGCCACUGGUAAACUGCUAAACAUGGAAAGUCAAGUGGAAGAAAAAAGUGCUGUAGGAGAUGGCGCACAAGCAUUAGGGGGAACCAAAACCUUGAGAUGAUUUCGAAAUUAAACACAUUCCAAAGUCGGGGGGAGAUUCACAAGGCAUGAAGUGCAGGGGAGCUUUAAGAGCAAUCACACACAGACAAAUCCAAGACAUGAGAUGUUUGAGGUCCAGUGUCAAGUUUCCACAGUCAAAGUUGAUUUGGAGAGCCAUGUCAUCUUCUGGUAUUGGUCCACUGAUCUUUAUCAAGUCAGUGGCCCAAUAACAGUCUGCAUGGACAUUUCAGAGCACAUCAUGCUUCCUUUGCUGCUAAGCUUUAUGGAGGUGAUGAUUACCUUUUCUAGCAGGAUUUGGCCACGGUCAAAACUGCUAAAACUUCUAAUAAAUGCUUCACUGACUGCAGCAUCUCUUGUUUGGUCAGCAAUCUGGCCUGACCUUUCUCCAUAGAAAAUCUAUGGAGCAUUGUCAAGGGGAAGAUGAGCAAGAUUAGAGCCAACUGUGCAGGGGACCUGAAAGCUGACAUUAAAGCCACCUGGGCAUCCAUUAAACCUCAGCAGAACCACUGGCUGGUUGCCUCUAUGCCAUGCUGCAUUGAUGCAGUAAUUCAUGUAAAAGGAUUUCUGUUUUAAAAAUCUUUUUUAUUCAUUUUUAAUCCAAUACCUUAAUUUAAAAAAAAACCUUCAUGAUAUGUUUACAUUAGCUGUAGGCUAUAAUCAUCAGACUUAACAGAAAUAAAUGCAAAAUAAUCUAUAUAUGAGAUUCAUUUGCAUAUAUGACCUUUUCAAUGAUAUUGUAAUUCAAUGAUAUGCACCUAUUUUGCUGCAUGCUGAAAAAGCACUGCAGUGACAUACUACAUCUACAUGCAGACAUUUAUGUGCAGGUAUAAUCAAAUAUUAUUGUUUUUCCAUCGUUUUAGCAGUUAAAGCUUGUGGCUUCAGUUGUUAUAAACUCUUUACAGUUUUUAAACUGAUAAGGAGAGGUACACAUAGUGAUAAUGGAUUAAAAAUAAAUACAAUUUAAAUAUUUCUUAAGGAGAAUGACAUUUAAGUGAGAAAGUCAAAACCUAGGAUGCUUGUUCCAGAGUCGAGGUGCAACAGUGUGGAAGCAAUGAUCCCCCAGGUUCUAUGUCUGCUCCUUGGGAGUUUGGUUUGAGCACCUGAGCCUCUAGUUGGGGUAUGUGACUUCAACAAUUCAGUAAUAUAGGAGGAGUUUGACUAUGCAAGUCCCCGAAAGUAAAAGGUGCAAAGACUUUAAUACAGGAGCACUGUGACCUCUUGUCUUUGCUCCAGUUAAAAGUCUUUCUGUAGAGUUUUGGACCAACUGAAGGAGCUGCGUGAAGCUGACACCCCACUGACUUGAAAAAUUCCGGCAAAUAGACAGAAUGGUUAGUGCUUCGUUUGUGCAGGUUUGUGCCGUUGAAAUGUUCGAAAAAAUCUAUAUCAAUAAAGUUGAGUGGUGGUUAAUUUCACCCAAAGAAAAAAAAUGCUGUGGGAGGGUGGACUGGAUCCGUAAAAUACUAAAAAAAGUUAUAAUGUCACUGUUUUUCAACGAAGAGAAAUAAAAGACUUACCGUAUGUCCUUUUCUGCGUUGACAACAUCUGACAACUUCACACUGACUGAAUUGGUGACCCUGAACCAAAACAGUAAUUACAGCCUGCAGCAGGUGAAAUGUAUUGUCUCCUAUUUAGGUGAAGUCAUGCUAUCGCCUGAAAGUAAAACAUAACACUGACCGGUGAGCAGCACAAAAUAAUUAAGGUAGAACUAGAUUUAGUUGAUAUAUUUGGAAAAAUAUCAAAAAUGAAAAAUUAUCAAUGAGUAUUUUGUUAUCCAAAGUUACACAUAUAACCCUUGAGUGACAUUCUGGUUCACACACCAUACCAGUCGGUGACGGUAAUGCACCAAUUACCUUGCCAACCAUCAAUAAACUAAAUCAAAAAAGAAGAAGAAAACAGCACAAACGAAAAUUUCAACGGCACAAACCUGCACAAACGAAGCACUAAAAAAUGAGCCCACUCCGGUUCAAUUCGGAGUAAAAUGGAGGGAUGGUGACGUCAU